Molecule: messenger RNA, 825 nt
Organism: Pestalotiopsis fici W106-1
Lineage: Eukaryota; Fungi; Ascomycota; Sordariomycetes; Amphisphaeriales; Sporocadaceae
Exons: 2
Coding region: 1-825 (274 amino acids)
Source: RefSeq, a predicted model, not a curated record
AUGGCCGAACAACACAAAUGUUUCUCGGUACCAGAAGUGCGUGGCGAGAUCGCGAAAUGGGUCCACGUCAAUGAUCAGGUUACAUCCGAUGGAGGAGGCGCUAUAUUUUCCUCCACAAAGUCGCUCUCAAUGGUCAACAAAGAAUUCCGCAAAUCUUCUGUUCCCAUACUAUUCCGAUCCACCACUCUUGAGGGCCAUGAAGACAAAGGCAAUCACAGUAUUACCCCGAAGCUGCAGGACUUUGCCAGAUUGGGCCGUCAUACUGGUCUACCAGACAUUCGGGAUCAUAUCCGGCAACUCCCGCAAUCUCUUGCCAAUGCCAUCAAUGCAAUUGCAGGGUGUCACAGGCGUCGCGUACUAGCAAGUCUAUGGCUCGACCUAUCCGGUCUUGCCGAGUCAACCAUGGUGGCUUUCAGCUUCUUCUGCAAGGAUUUCAAGUUCCGAAUAGCAUCCAUCAGUUUUCAAGCACCAGGCAAUGAAUGGAUUGCUGGCGAAUUUUUAAAAUGCUGCCAAAAACAAUAUUUGGAGCGCCUAAGCUCGGUCGGGAUCGAUGCUAGCUAUGCCCAAGCCUGGAGAAUUCAGGGGUACUUUACAAUGUUCAAUUUGAAGUAUCUACAGAUCAACAUCGAACGAGCCGCAGAUGAUGUCAUCAUUUUCAAUGAUGAACAUGACCGACUUGUCGACCAUGUUAUCAAGUUUGUCCCCAGAUGGUUCCCAAACUUGGAAGAGCUGGACAUUUAUGGCAGCCGAGCCGGUAGAUGUUAUGGUUUUGCCGUUGAGGGUACUUUCGCAGCACGAGUAGGUGCAAUAUGGAUGCACAACUAG